Prorocentrum cordatum is the source of this 943-nucleotide messenger RNA. The record is from the annotation of a GenBank genome assembly. Lineage: Eukaryota; Dinophyceae; Prorocentrales; Prorocentraceae.
GGCGGCCGGGGCCGCCGUGUUCCUCGACAGCCUGGCGGACUGCUCGGAUGACGACGGCGGGGCGCCCCGCGACUCGCAGCUGGACGGCGUGGCCCUCGACGACGGCGACGCGGCAGGCAGGAUGGCGGACGAGGGCGGCGGCGCGUCCGCGGGCGGCCUGGCCGACCUGCCCCUGCGGCCGGCCGCGGCCGGGGGCCUCCGGGGCGCGUUGAGGGCGCCAGGCGGCACCACGGGGGCGCCAGACGACGUGCACCUGGCGGACACGCUGGUCGACCUGGACGCCGUGGGGCUGGACGCCGAGGGCCCUGGGCAGCCUGCUGCGCGGGAUGCCGGGCCCUCGCCGGCGAGGUCGUCCCCCGGAUCCCCGCCGCCCUCGCAGAGCCGGGCCGAGGCGGCCGCUGCCGCCGCGGCCUCGUCGGCGCCGGCCCAGGAACCCUCGAUGGCGGCGGCUCCCGCCACGACGUCGCAGGCGACGGAGACCGCCGGGCUGUCCGAGACGGCACCCGCGGCUGCGGCGGCGGCCUUCCUCUGCCAGGCAAUGGCCGCGCCCCCGCGGCACGAGACCGAGAGGCUUGGCCAGCCGACAGGCGCGAACUAUGCCUCCGUCAGAGCAGGCGAGGCCCACGCAGCGGUGCCCCAGCUUCUCAAGGCUUACACCUUGAAGGUAUCCCAGAGAAUCUCGUCUCGGAUCUCGCUUACAGACUCGUGCGUGCACAACCAGAGCCGGUGGAACAUGGUGUCGUUCGCGAGCAUGACCAAGCGCAACGCCCUCAUCUGCAUCGGGGGCAGACCAGAUCGUUCGAUCGUCGAGAUCAAGCUGGAAAGGCCCGGAGACGCGGCGAAGGUCAUCAGGUGUAAGCUCUGGCAGAGGGUCGAGGACGUCAACCCUGCCCCAGGGGGGUGGGUGGUCCUGCACGCGCUGAGGCCGGCGAGGCAGAACUAA